Cebus imitator (Panamanian white-faced capuchin) is the source of this 1339-nucleotide messenger RNA. RefSeq names its product poly(rC)-binding protein 1-like. Bases 92 to 1339 code for a protein of 415 amino acids. Gene Ontology annotation, molecular function: single-stranded DNA binding; mRNA binding. Gene Ontology annotation, cellular component: nucleus; cytoplasm; nucleoplasm. The transcript is spliced from 2 exons. The record is from RefSeq and is a predicted model, not a curated record. Gene Ontology annotation, biological process: positive regulation of transcription by RNA polymerase II. Lineage: Eukaryota; Metazoa; Chordata; Mammalia; Primates; Cebidae.
UUUGGGCCUAUACCUCCCCUCCCCGCGCCAGCCGCCAAAGACUUGACCACGUAACGAGCCCAACUCCCCCGAACGCCGCCCGCCGCUCGCCAUGGAUGCCGGUGUGACUGAAAGUGGACUAAACGUGACUCUCACCAUUCGGCUUCUUAUGCACGGAAAGGAAGUAGGAAGCAUCACUGGGAAGAAAGAGGAGUCGGUUAAGAGGAUCCGCGAGGAGAGUGGAGCGCGGUUCGACAUCUCAGAGGGGAAUUGUCCGGAGAGAAUCAUCACUCUGACCGGCCCCACCAAUGCCAUCUUUAAGGCUUUCGCUAUGAUGAUCGACAAGCUGGAGGAAGACAUCAACAGCUCCAUGACCAACAGCACCGCGGCCAGCAGGCCCCCAGUCACCCUGAGGCUGGUGGUGCCGGCCACCCAGUGCGGCUCCCUGAUUGGGAAAGGCGGGUGUAAGAUCAAAGAGAUCCGCGAGAGUACGGGGGCGCAGGUCCAGCUGUCGGGGGACAUGCUGCCCAACUCCACCAAGCAGGCCAUCACCGUCGCUGGCGUGCCGCAGUCUGUUACCGAGUGUGUCCAGCAGAUCUGCCUGGUCAUGUUGGAGACGUUCCCCCAGUCUCCGCAAGUGAGAGUCAUGACAAUUCCGUACCAGCCCAUGCCGGCCAGCUCCCCAGUCACCUGCGCGGGCGGCCCAGGUCGGUGCAGCGACGCUGCGGGCUACCCCCAAGCCACCCAUGACCUGCGGGGACCACCUCUAGAUGCCUGCCCGAUUCAAGGACAACACACCAUUUCUCCGCUCGAUCUGGCCAAGCUGAACCAGGUGACAAGACAACAGUCUCACUCUGCCAUGCUGCACGGCGGGACCGGAUUCGCCGGAAUUGACUCCAGCUCUCCAGAGGUGAAAGGCUAUCGGGCAAGUUUGGAUGCAUCUACUCAAACCACCCAUGAAGUCACCAUUCCAAAUAACCUAAUUGGCUGCAUAAUCGGGCGCCAAGGCGCCAACAUUAAUGAGAUUCGCCAGAUGUCCGGGGCCCAGAUCAAAAUUGCCAACCCAGUGGAAGGCUCCUCUGGUAGGCAGGUUACUAUCACUGGCUCUGCUGCCAGUAUUAGUCUGGCCCAGUAUCUAAUCAAUGCCAGUCCAGCAAGAGGCUCAGGCUUGUUCUCCCCUGUCCUGUGCUCCCAGCCUGAGCGGAGGCCUAGAACCCACCUAGGAGAUGGGACGAGGUCUGUGACAGAGGUAGCAGCAAAGGGCGAGGGGAAAGCCCUGCUCCAGCUGGCCCAGGCCCACUCCCGGAUUCACAUGACUCCAUCAAGUCACCCAGGUGGACUAGUGCCUGCCGUUAAGUAG